AUGAAGUCCUUUUCAACCUGGGUCAAAAUUCUAUCCUCCUUUAAGCGGGGAACACCAACGCUAUCCGGAGUCCCCCCGGAAAUUGUGGAACAUAUUGCUAGCUUCCUAAGCAGCUCUGAUCUCCGUUCGCUGAGCGUCGUCUCUAAGGAUUUUUCUCGGCGUAGCAUUCGAAGCUUACAAGCCAUCGCCGCAAACCCUCUCCUUGCAGGUAAUGUUUUCAAAUUACGUGUUGAGGGGGGAUCUACUACUUUUGGAGAUGGCUAUGAGUGGGUUCGGAGCGCCGUUGGAAGCCGGUACCACUUACUUCGCCCAUACCCCGGCGUUGACAUAUUGGCGGGCCUUCUCUCAACCAAGCUUACUAGCUGCAGGUCUUAUGAAGUCAAUAAUAUCGUGAAAGGAGCUAUCCCUAAGGCAAGGUUUGGCGAUAUCUUUAAGAAGAAACCCAAGCGAAACUUGGUAGGUGGCCUGGACGGGAUUACGUUAUUGAUUGCCCUAACUCUCGAUACAGCUAAUCCACCCAGAGCUCUUUCUAUCGAUUUUGGGGCCGAAGACCCAUAUCGCCAAAACUCGCCUGGUGUAACAUACCCCAACCGACUAUUGUCCCCGAAAGAAUGGAUGUCGGAAGUGGUAUAUAUCCCUGAUUUUGCUUCUACGAUGCGCAAUAACCUUGAAGCGCUGCAUCUCACGAAUAGCGAUUCAUACCCUUCGACCUUCACUUGGGCAUUCGUCGGAGGAGCAGCGACGAAAUUGCGGGAAUUGCACUUAGACUUUGCUGGGAACUACAGCAGUUAUGAAUCGUUACAGAAUCUUGCACUUUUACCUCUACCUGUAGCCCCAGAACUGCAAUCACUUACUUUCAGUAAGGUGCCGGCAUGGAAUUCCAUUAUCAGGCUAUUCUCACACAGGUUUUCUAGCAGCCUCCGCACCCUGAAAAUCGAGAGCUGUGGGAUGCAACUUGGCUUGAGCUGGGUAAAUCUCUUCAACGAACUGGCAAGCUACUUUCCGCACCUAGAGCAUUUUUCUGCAUCUACGCUUCGGGAGGAGCUGUCGCGCAGCGAAUAUGAAAUGGAGAAUUGCUACCAUCUUCGGCAGCCUGUCAGAGCUAUUAUAUUCGACAGACUCGUGGUUGACCCUACAAUCCCCGACACAGAUGGCGACAAGUUCACCGUCGGCGUCCCCGACGGGUGUAGCCUGAUAUCCUAUGUUGAAUAUCAGGGGGAACACAUGGAUUUGGCUUUGAAACACCUCGCAACGUAUACAGAUUCUGUAUAUAAGGGGUACGAAGAGCAAUCGGGACGUUGGGAAUCCGCCAUCUAUGAACUACUUGUGGGUGUCUACCCACAAAUCUAA
Messenger RNA from Venustampulla echinocandica, 1350 nucleotides. RefSeq lists its product as uncharacterized. Lineage: Eukaryota; Fungi; Ascomycota; Leotiomycetes; Helotiales; Pleuroascaceae. The transcript is spliced from 2 exons. Bases 1 to 1350 code for a protein of 449 amino acids. Gene Ontology annotation, molecular function: protein binding. The record is from RefSeq and is a predicted model, not a curated record.